Messenger RNA from Drosophila takahashii, 1537 nucleotides. It is a transcript of the gene Tom40, whose product is annotated as Translocase of outer membrane 40. The record is from RefSeq and is a predicted model, not a curated record. NCBI's taxonomy places the organism in Eukaryota, Metazoa, Arthropoda, Insecta, Diptera, Drosophilidae. Gene Ontology annotation, cellular component: mitochondrial outer membrane translocase complex; mitochondrial outer membrane. Gene Ontology annotation, biological process: protein import into mitochondrial matrix. Gene Ontology annotation, molecular function: transmembrane protein transporter activity.
UCGAGACAAGACAUAACACCGAUAUAGAAACGUGUUGGCUUUGAAAUUACAUAGAUUACAUCGGGACUUUCGAAAUGGGCAACGUGCUAGCGGCUUCCUCCGGCGCCCCAGGCAGUGGCGCCUCCAAUCUGGGCCUCGGCCUCCCGGAGCCGGCCACCCUGCCCUCCGAAUCCGGCUCCCCAUCGGGCUCCUCCUCGUCCGCCGGAGGCGCUGAUUCCUUUGCCGCCGCCAAGGAUGCGCCGCUCGAGAAUCCCGGCACCGUCGAGGAGCUGCACAAGAAGUGCAAAGACAUACAGGCCAUCACCUUCGAGGGCGCCAAGAUCAUGCUGAACAAGGGGCUAAGCAACCACUUCCAGGUGUCGCACACCAUCAACAUGAGCAAUGUGGUGCCCAGUGGCUACCGCUUCGGGGCCACCUACGUGGGCACCAAGCAGUACAGCCCCACGGAGGCCUUCCCCGUCCUCCUGGGCGACAUCGACCCCUCGGGCAACCUCAACGCCAACGUUAUCCACCAGUUCUCCGCCCGUCUGCGCUGCAAGUUCGCCUCGCAGAUCCAGGACUCCAAGAUGGUCGCCUCGCAGCUGACGACCGACUAUCGCGGCAGCGACUACACCGCCUCGCUGACGGUGGCCAAUCCGAGCAUAUUCACCAACUCCGGCGUGGUCGUUGGCCAGUAUCUGCAGUCAGUCACUCCAGCCCUCGCCCUGGGCGCCGAGCUGGCCUACCAGUUCGGCCCGAACGUCCCCGGCCGCCAGAUAGCCAUUGUGUCCGCCGUGGGCCGCUAUACAGCGGGCAACUCGGUGUGGUCGGGGACCCUGGGCCAGAGCGGCCUGCACGUGUGCUACUACCAGAAGGCCAGCGACCAGCUGCAGAUCGGUGUCGAGGUGGAGACCAGCCUGCGCAUGCAGGAGUCCGUGGCCACGCUGGCCUACCAGAUCGAUCUGCCCAAGGCGGAUCUGGUGUUCAGAGGCGGAAUCGAUUCCAAUUGGCACAUCUCCGGAGUUUUGGAGAAGCGCCUUACCCCAUUGCCAUUUACGCUAGCCCUAAGCGGACGCAUGAACCACGUCAAGAACAACUUUAGACUCGGCUGCGGGCUGAUGAUCGGCUAGGCCGGACCUUUGCGCAGCCAAACCCUACUUCAGCCUCAGACCCCAAGCACACACACUCAUCCAUUGUAACUUUUUCACAUCAUCCGCUAACAACAAGAAGAACAACAACAACAAACAAAGAGAUAUAUAUAAAUCUGCUAACGAACGUUUGCGUUUACGUUUUUUAUGAUGAUCUGUCGUUUGUCGUGUGUAUAGAAAGUAUGCCUUGCAUCCCGAAAAAGGCGGCCUGCGGGGAUCUGGAAUCCUAUGGAAUGGCUUUUAUUCUUUGAUCCAUUAUGUUACCAGUUACCAGUGUGCCACUGUUCGUCGUCCGUUGUUAAUCGCCCAAUUUUCCCCACUGACAGAGUCAUAAACGCGGAGUUGAAAAUACUAAAGAGAAAAAUAUUCCACAAUUAUUAUAAAUUUCUUCACUCAACACAAAAUACACA